GGCGGCAAACCAGCGGCACACUGCGAUCACUUAGGAGAGGAGCAACCAAUUUGCGGGACGCGAUUGGAACUGAGAUGAAAACGGGUCCAUCCUUAUGAGUCAACAUCAUCAGGAAAAUCUCUGACUGAUGGGAAGUCACAAAAUGUAUUUAUUUCCAAAUUUGAUACUUUGGAAUUAGUCUCAAUUAGAACAUUAAUUGGACACCACAGCUUCUGAAAAAGCCUGCUUUAUUAAAACCAUCAACGAUUUUUAACCAGCUCUUUUCAUCCUGAUGAGUUUAUUGAUUUUCAAGUGGAUACAAACAUCAUUUUAGGUCAAAAAAUGGAGACGGAGCAGAAAUGGACAACUGGGAAAACAAGCCAAAAGUUACAGAAAAGUUCAGACAAAAAGCUUAAGUGGCAUAACUGGAGAGAUUUUUCUUCUGUCACAAUUUGUUUUGCGUUAUCUAUGCUAAGUGUUGGAGUAUGCAUUGGAGUUUUUGUGCGGACGACGGCAUUGCAGUCCAGGAUAGUAAAUCUUGAGCAGCAAACCCUCUCUGCCUGGAUGUUGUCCCUGGAGCAGGUGGAACCCGUUAUUUUGGAAAGACUGGACCAAAUCUUGGACAAGAAGCUGGCAGCACGAUUACCAAAGACACGAGAAGCAAGGGAGGCUCCUUACAGCUGCUUAUGUCCGCCAGGACCUCCAGUAAGUAAACAAGACACCUUUUCUGAUCCAUGUGGGGUAAAGUAACAGAAUAUCUCUAUUGCGUGUGAAGUGCGUGAAAUUAUCUAUCAA
Corythoichthys intestinalis (scribbled pipefish) is the source of this 774-nucleotide messenger RNA. Its product is annotated as collagen alpha-1(XXIII) chain-like. The coding region runs from base 322 to 729 and encodes 135 amino acids. NCBI's taxonomy places the organism in Eukaryota, Metazoa, Chordata, Actinopteri, Syngnathiformes, Syngnathidae. The transcript has 3 exons. The record is from RefSeq and is a predicted model, not a curated record.